UUCCUGACCGCCUACGCCCUGGCAGCCGCCUCGGACUGGUUGCAGGGCGCCUACCUGUACGCCCUGUACCGCGACGAGCACCACGUGAAGCCCGCCGUGAUCCCCCUGCUGUUCGCGACGGGCUUUGUCGCCUCAGCCGUGAGCGGCGCCUUUAUCGGCUCGUGGGCCGACCGGUACGGCCGGAAGCGGGCCUGCAUGGGGUUUUGUGCAGUCUACGCCCUCUCGUGUUUCUUCACCACCACCACUACUAGUAUUGCUCCCUGGUUCGGAGGAGUAGGGCUGGCUGGGUUGGUGCUCGGCCGGGUGCUGGGCGGGGUCGGGACGGGCUUGUUGUUUUGUGCGUUUGACAGCUGGUUUGUCGGCGAUUUGCGUGUGCAAGGAUUGGGGGACGGCGAGGAAGAGGAGAUGGGCAGGGUAUUUGGCAUGAUGAGCAGUCUAAAUAGCCUCGUGGCAAUCGUCUGCGGCGUAGCCAGCGAGGCCAUAGUUGGGUUGACGGGGACGAGGAAGGCGCCGUUUUGGGCGGCUAUAGGGGUGCUGGGCCUGGCUGCGGUGGUGAUUGCGGCGAGCUGGGAAGAAAACUACGGCCAGAAAGGCGGAGAGCAAGCCGGCAAAAAGAAGGACAACACAGCAAAGAACAAGCUGUGGACUAUUCUAUCCAAUCCACGGGUUCUCGCCCUGGGCGCCGCCUCAACCGUUUUUGAAGGAUCUAUGUACCUGUUCGUCUUCUUCUGGACACCGGCUCUCAAGUCGGUACACUCCUCCCAGGGCGAGCUUCCUUACGGCAUCAUCUUCUCCAGCUUUAUGGCCGCCACCCUCGCUUCAUCUCUGGCCUUCAACAUGAUUACCGAGUGGCGGCUGAUAGACCAUUCCAGCUUACUCGUGGCCAUCAUGGGUACCUCAGCCGUCUGCUUCUUGCUGUCGAGCAGUCCCCUUUCCGAGCAGUCCGCCUUCUGGGUCUUCUGCUUUUUUGAGGCUGCCGUGGGCAUGUACUGGCCGUGCAUGGGCUUUCUGAAAGGGAAGCUCAUUGAAGACGGAGUCCGCGCUCAGGUGUAUGCGAUGUUGAGGAUACCCCUGAAUAUCUUUGUGGUUGUGUCGCUGUUGUUUACCGGGGGCGGUGACACCUACGGGAGAGUGUUUUUGGUCUGCUCUACUCUGUUGCUAGCUUCAACCGGGACACUGUGGGCUCUG
Molecule: messenger RNA, 1188 nt
Organism: Canariomyces notabilis
Lineage: Eukaryota; Fungi; Ascomycota; Sordariomycetes; Sordariales; Chaetomiaceae
Product: DUF791-domain-containing protein
Exons: 3
Biological process (GO): molybdate ion transport
Cellular component (GO): membrane
Molecular function (GO): molybdate ion transmembrane transporter activity
Source: RefSeq, a predicted model, not a curated record